Adineta ricciae is the source of this 1212-nucleotide messenger RNA. The record is from the annotation of a GenBank genome assembly. NCBI's taxonomy places the organism in Eukaryota, Metazoa, Rotifera, Eurotatoria, Adinetida, Adinetidae.
AUGUUUCGUUUAAAAACUGUCUCGUCUUUGCUAGUCUACGGAGCCGCAGCGCUCGUCUUUCUAGUUUUUCUACUUCACUUUUACACUCCAUCGUAUCAUUGGAAUGAUAAUGGAUUAUCCGAGCAUCCAGAUAUAGAUAGUCAGUUUAUCACUUUCGAAGUCGCUCGUAAGUAUCCAAUAGUAACAAAAAAGACGACCUCAACUACGACUGUGACGACGAAAGAGGUGGAUAGAUCAUUAAUAGAAUGUCGAGAUAAAGCGUUGACUAUCGACCAUUAUCGUACACGUUCGGUUGUGCGCGGCGUGAUCGUUCGUUUCCCAUCGCUGAGAGCGAGAUAUUACUUCGUACAAUUCCGUUGGCUCUAUCGUAGUUGGAUCGAAUCGGAAAUGUUUACGCUCGAUCGAUGGCGCACGGAUCUGAUCAUUCUUAUUGAUAAAGAGUUCGACAACGAGACCCAACAAUUGUUGGAACAUCUGAAUUGUCGAUCGGAAAACGAACGCACAUCUCGUCGGCAAAUCUCACGAUGUAUUCUUGUUCAACAUCAAUUAUAUUCUGAACGAACACAAAAAGAACGUGAAAACUAUCUGAAAAUCUCCCCAAUGCUCAAUCGUGCUGGAGAGCUAAGUGACAACGUUGAUCGCCUAUUCGCUGUUCAUUCUUAUAUCAGUCGAUUGAGAACGAACGAAACUUUGUACGAUAUUCUUAUGGUCACAACGAUGAAUACGUUCUUGACAACACAAUUUGGAAAAUACAUUCCAGUAAAAUGUGCGUUUAUUCUUGGUACAUCACCGGAUUAUUCCACAUUUUAUGGUCAAACUGAACAAGUUUAUGAAUUCGUUUCGACACUAUUGAAAACAUUAAAAGAUCCAAGAAUUGAAUCGAAAAGCUCUUCGAUUGACUACGCAUCAACUAUCGAAGCUUUACAAACACGUUUUCUAUUCACCGAAAAACAAGUUGACAUACCUUGUGAUUCCACAUUGACAACAUAUCGUACGUAUAUUUAUCAUUUGAAAUGUUACGCACAUUCGACAAGUUUGUUUUCCGAACGAAUGUUUCGUCAAAAUGCUUAUGAUGGUUAUGACAAAGAACCAUUUAAUAUUUAUGUCGCACGAGAAUACGCAACGCUGAUGGCUUUACAAUCAAAAGUACUGACUUUAGAUGCUCUACGUUCAUUAGCGGCCAAUGUCACACGUCGAGAAGUCUUUACAUGA